CCGCCGCCUCCGCGCAGCCCCGGCGGUGCGAGGCAUGAAGCUGAGCAAAGCCCAGUACGAUGAGAUAGCCCAGUUCCUGGGGCACGUGCAGCCCACCCGACAGAGCCUGAGGAAGCUGAAGGAGAAGUUCCCUAGUCAAUCGCAGUCCACUCUGCUGAGCAUCUUCUCCCAGGAGUACCAGAAGCAAAUCAAAAGAACACAUGCCAAGCACCACACUGCUGAAGCUAUUGAAACUUACUACCAAAGAUACCUGAAUGGGGUGAUGAAAAAUGCAGCUGCCCCUGUAUUACUGGAGCUGGCCAAUGAGGUGGACUUUGCCCCAUCAUUGAUGGCUCGUAUUGUGUUAGAGAGAUUUCUACAAGAAAAGGAACAAGCCAUCCCAGUGACCUGGCUGGCCUUUGGCAAUGAGAUUCAAUGCACAUGGCUCCGCAGUCAAAUCAUCAAAUUUCCCUCCUCCAAAACUCUAAUAAAUAGUAUGCUACGGGACCCUUCUCAGAUUCCAGAUGGAGUUCUAGCAACUCAAGUCUAUCAGUGUACUGUGAAUGACUGUUGUUAUGGACCACUGGUGGACUGCAUCAAACACGCUAUUGGGCAUGAGCAUGAAGUCUUGCUGCGAGAAAUGCUUUUGGAAAAAAAUCUCUCUUUCAUAGCUGAAGAUCAGCUUCGUGCAAAGGGUUAUGACAAAACACCAGACUUUAUUUUAGAAGUACCAGUAGCUGUGGAAGGACACAUAAUUCACUGGAUAGAAAGCAAAGCCUCAUUUGGUGAUGAAAGUAGCCACCAAGCCUAUUUGCAGGACCAGUUUUGGAGCUACUGGAACAGAACCAAUUGGUACAUUCAAAGAUUUUCUCUCCUCCUUGGAGCUAAUGGAUGUGUUCCCUUUCCAUAGCAAUACCAAAUGAGCAUUCUGUUAUUUAAGUUCAUUCUCGUGUGGAAACCACAGUUAUUCACUAGCUUGUUAAAUGUUACAAGUGAUGCAAGAAGUCAUUUUGUUGCCUGACUAUCAAUCAUCUUGCUGUCAUAUCCGCACUUUGGAAGGAGUCGAAUUAAAAAGGAUAGUUCUUACUUUAAGUUACCCUUCCCUACCUCAUCCCCUUUCACAAAAAGGUUAAAUGUCGUUUCAAAUUAAGGCAGCAAUAAUUAACCAGUGGCAUUGUUUGUGAUUUGGCAACUCUGGGCGUUAAUGAGAAAGAAAUUAGCACUUAGCAGCAGGAGUUCCUGAUAGUCAGUGGCAAAUGCUUAAUGUGCCAACAAGUUAAUUUUGGUCUUAAGUAGCACACUUAAGUGCUUUUGAACAAAAGUAUGAUGUGGUUUUUUAUGUGAUCAUACAGGAGUUGUGUGCUAUAGAGCUAUAAUAGAAGGAAUGACACAAUAGAGUUGGGAAAAGUGCAACCUAGGCAGCACAGGGCAAACAGUUUUGCUAUAACACCACAGUCAAAAGCAGGAUUGAUAGAUGUUUUCAUGCUAAAGAUGUACUUGCUCCUGCCAUUAACAAUCUACAGAUGUUCUUGUAUAUAAAUUUUAUUACCAAAUUUGGCAUUUCUGAACAUAAUUUUUUAAGUGCCUCAAAAAUUGUGUUUAAGCUGAGGUGAUUUGCUAGAAAGACAUAAAUUAGCCUUUUGAGUUGUCUCAAAGUAGUAAUUUUAUUUAAAAUUACAGUUUCAAAAAAUAACUUAAGAAAUUACUUAAGUAGAGUACCACAUGCAUUUUACAAUGAAUGAAGGAUUCAGACUGCCACACAGCAAAAUGAGCCCUUCAAAACUUGGGUGAGCAGCAGCAUAAGGAUUUUACCUGGCACACGUGCUCCUAAUCAGUAACUACUUACGUACACUUCAUAGCUUCUGCCUUGCACAAAGUAGCCCAUUAGAAAUUUAAGGUCUGCUCCCUAUAUUCUGGGGAUUUUUGCUUUUAAAAUAACUUUGGUUAAUACAUAAGUACAUCCCCACCCAAUUAUCCCAUUUCUCUGUUUGCUUGAUGUGGGAACAGAUACACAGUCUGUGAAAUAACAAAAGUAAGGGUCCAUCCAGCAUCAGCAAACUGCUGUCUCUCACCAGAGGCUGGGAGCAUCAGUCCUUGGCCUCAUCUGCCAUUGGCCCCUUGCUCCUGCUAGGCUAUCUGGUCUCCCCAGUACAUUGAGGUUCUGCAUGUCUUGCCCCCACAUGAACUUGAACAAAGGACAAUAUCCUUAGAGACAGUAGAGGCUGAAGUUGUUGGCCAGCCAGAGAAAAGUUAGGAAUUGCGUGCAGGCAGCAUUGUCCUUCCACAUUAGCCACUUUUUAGUCCGAACUGUAUUUAUUGCCAAACAUGUUAGGAUGUGUUAUCUAAUGUAGCCAGAUUUGUCAGAGUUUUAACCUUUCAGCUUUCAAAUAUCAUCUUUCAGUUGCAAAUAGCACAUUUGCCAUUGUGGCCUCAGCUGCACUUAGGGGUUAUUUACUCUGCCACUGAACUGUGGCCACUUCAAGGUUGAAGAGUAUUAGCCAUAGACAAUGUUACAAUGCUCUGGAGCAGUUUCGGGCAAAAGAAUACUAUAUCUAAUUGAAACUGCAGGAGGAAGCCACCGAGGUUUCUUUUUCUUUUGAUGCCUAUUCCAUUAGAUAAGCACAUCAAAUAGAGUUUCCCCCCACUGCUGGAAAGAAACCACCUUCAUGAAGCCAGUCUGGCACUACCCAUGGCUUUGAGUGCUUGUAUUUUCUGCUCAGGGGAAAUUUAGGUUACCAUGGCUCCUCUCAUCACAUUUUUAUUAUAAUUAAACAUUAACAAAAAUUGUCUACCAUAUUGGUUGAGUCCUGAGCAUAGCUUUGCAUAUAAACCAUUACAUGACAUUCUAUUGAACUUUUUCUUGUACAGUCGGUAUCUAACAGCUCAUCCUGCACUGUUGGUUUUGGCAAGUUCACUACAGCAUAUAAUAAAUCAAGGAAGAAAAAGCUUUUUGGCCUAAUGUUGUACAGACUGCUGUAAUGUUAGACUACAGAAAGCAGUUCUGUUUUUAGACAUCCUUUUACUAACCCAACAUUCAUAAUUUAUGAUUCCACUGUAAAAUUCCUGCAACACUACACCAGAAGUAGUGCUGCCCUUUAAUUAAGUGCUCUCAGUAGGAAAAACGUGAAACUGAUGUGCAAAACAUAUCACAGUACACAGUGAUUGAUAGUGAUUACUUCUUUAUGAACCCAGCCUGAAGGUCUGAACUUCCUGAUGGGUAAAAUAGUCCAUGGGGCUACUUCCUGAGUUUGCCUAGUGGGGAUCAGUCAGAGUUAGCAAUAUCUGAGGAAUUCUUGAGGCACGUUUCAGAGACGUUACAGCACAAACUUUCUGUUUCUUCUGAAUUGUGCUUUAUGUUAAUAAUUGCCUGAAUAAUAGCUCAUUGUAGAGAUUAUAUUUUAAGGAUUCAUUGUUAUUUUCAUGGUAUUAUCAUUUGCAUGAACUGAGACAUGCUAAAACUCUUGUGUUUUUAAUGUCUACACCCCCAAAUCUAAAAAAGCCGAUUGCAUGGGAAGAGACAUUUCCAUAUAUAUCAAAGUUAUUGAAUAUUAUUUAAUACAUAGCUAUUUUUUUGCUGAUAUGUGCAGAGUGUUCAAAGGAGAAAAAAGACUGAUGUGGAUUGUUUGAGUCUCUAAAUAGCAUUUUUAUUCAUGGAAUCAGGUAUUAUUGACAUCUAUCAAUUGAACAUCAGCGGAAAUUUGAAAGUUAAGUGGAGGUCAAAUACUCUCUCCAAUUUUGCAGUGAAAUUAACAGAUUUACUUGUAUUGGAAUCACAGAGGUGGGAAAUUAAAGUUCCCCUAACACAAUCACAUAAGU
This is a messenger RNA of Pseudopipra pipra, 3795 nucleotides long. It is a transcript of the gene CDIN1, whose product is annotated as CDAN1 interacting nuclease 1. The record is from RefSeq and is a predicted model, not a curated record. Bases 35 to 889 code for a protein of 284 amino acids. The transcript has 12 exons. Gene Ontology annotation, biological process: erythrocyte differentiation. NCBI's taxonomy places the organism in Eukaryota, Metazoa, Chordata, Aves, Passeriformes, Pipridae. Gene Ontology annotation, cellular component: nucleus; cytoplasm.